This is a messenger RNA of Pongo pygmaeus (Bornean orangutan), 5867 nucleotides long. RefSeq names its product ninein like (gene NINL). The transcript has 25 exons. NCBI's taxonomy places the organism in Eukaryota, Metazoa, Chordata, Mammalia, Primates, Hominidae. Gene Ontology annotation, biological process: microtubule anchoring at centrosome. The record is from RefSeq and is a predicted model, not a curated record. Gene Ontology annotation, molecular function: calcium ion binding. Gene Ontology annotation, cellular component: centrosome. Bases 877 to 5118 code for a protein of 1413 amino acids.
GAUUAUAGGUGCCUGACACCACGCUCAGCUAAUUUUUGUAUUUUUAGUAGAGACAGAGUUUCGCCAUGUUGGCCAGGCUGGUCUCAAACUCCUGACCUCAAAUGAUCCACUUGCCUUGGCUUCACAAGCGAUGGGAUUGUGGGCGUGAGCCACUGCACCCAGCCUACUUUUGGAUCUUGCCAUGAGCAGGUAACUACUAGAUAGCUUUCCUCUUUCCCGGCACAAGACAGAUUUGGAAGCAGGAAGCAAAAACAGGAGCAGUGUCUUGGCCUCACACCUGAACUGGCGUGGCUUCCUAGCUGCAGGUAAUAGUGUCCUCUGCCCUGGAAGGCAUUUCCAGCCCUGUGGCCACUUUGCUGUUCCAUUCCUUGGUUAUUGUGUAAGUAGUUAAGCGGCGGUGGCUGUAACUGGAAUCUAGGUUUGAGUUUAGCUUAGUCCUUGGCUUCAAGUGCAGAUGAGGAAUUCAGGCUCAAGGCCAAGACAUUUGGUUACUCACAAGCAGAGGCCAAAAGUUUGGGUCAUACUCUACCUGGAGCUAUUUGGAGGCAGGCUUUCCGUCUCCCACCUUGGGGUAACUUUGAGCCUCCUAGAUUCUGAUUAUUGUUGUUUGUGAAUGGAGAGACAAUUUUCUGGGGCAGAGGAGUCUUUUGGAGCAUGGCUUGUAUUUUCAUCCUUUUUUGACCUAGGUUCGAGCAUGCAUCUGGCGCUGCCUAGUUGUACUCCCCUCUCUGAACCCGGAUUGUCUUUCCUCGGACUUCAGAAAGAUAAUGGAGCCUUCCAUCAUCCUCCAAGCGAGGAACAGAAACCUGAUUUUUAGCCACCGAUGGCCCCACAAGGUCCAACAGGAGGAGCUCCAGGACCUGUCUAGGAGGGGAGAUGCGGACACUUCCUAUAAAGCGGGGCAUGCAUGAGGAGGAGGUGGCCUGGAACCUUCCCUUUCUGGCCUGCUAUGGGAUGGAUGAAGAAGAGAACCACUAUGUCUCGCAGCUCAGGGAAGUCUACAGCAGCUGUGACACCACGGGGACUGGCUUUCUGGACCGCCAGGAGCUGACCCAGCUCUGCCUUAAGCUUCACCUGGAGCAGCAGCUGCCCGUCCUCCUGCAGACGCUUCUCGGAAACGACCAUUUCGCCAGGGUUAACUUUGAGGAAUUUAAGGAAGGUUUUGUAGCUGUGUUGUCUUCAAAUGCUGGUGUUCGCCCCUCAGAUGAAGACAGUAGUUCUUUGGAAUCAGCUGCCUCCAGUGCCAUCCCUCCAAAGUAUGUGAAUGGUUCUAAGUGGUAUGGCCGUCGGAGCUGGCCUGAGCUAUGUGACGCUGCCACAGAAGCCAGACGUGUGCCCGAGCAGCAAACCCAGGCCAGCCUGAAAAGUCACCUCUGGCACUCAGCAUCUCUGGAGAGCGUGGAGAGUCUCAAGUCAGAUGAAGAGGCCGAGAGCACUAAAGAAGCUCAGAAUGAAUUAUUCGAAGCACAAGGACAGCUGCAGACCUGGGAUUCUGAGGACUUUGGGAGCCCCCAGAAGUCCUGCAGCCCCUCCUUUGACACCCCAGAGAGCCAGAUCCGGGGCAUGUGGGAAGAGCUGGGGGUGGGCAGCAGCGGACACCUGAGCGAGCAGGAGCUGGCUGUGGUCUGCCAGAGCGUCGGGCUCCAGGGACUCGAGAAAGAGGAACUCGAAGACCUGUUUAACAAACUGGAUCAAGACGGAGACGGCAAAGUGAGUCUUGAGGAAUUCCAGCUUGGCCUCUUCAGUCAUGAGCCCGCGCUACUUCUGGAGUCUUCCACUCAGGUUAAACCGAGCAAGGCUUGGUCUCAUUACCAGGUGCCAGAGGAGAGCGGCUGCCACACCACCACGACCUCAUCCCUCGUGUCCCUGUGCUCCAGCCUGCGCCUCUUCUCCAGCAUUGACGAUGGUUCUGGCUUCGCUUUUCCUGAUCAGGUCCUGGCCAUGUGGACCCAGGAGGGGAUUCAGAAUGGCAGGGAGAUCUUGCAGGCUUGCUGCUUCCAGAGCCUGGACUUCAGCGUGGACGAGAAGGUGAACCUUCUGGAGCUGACCUGGGCCCUUGACAACGAGCUCAUGACAGUGGACAGUGCCAUCCAGCAGGCAGCCCUGGCCUGCUACCACCAGGAGCUGAGCUACCAGCAAGGGCAGGUGGAGCAGCUGGCAAGGGAGCGCGACAAGGUGAGGCAGGACCUGGAGAGGGCCGAGAAGAGGAACCUGGAGUUUGUGAAAGAGAUGGACGACUGCCACUCUGCCCUGGAGCAGCUCACGGAGAAGAAAAUCAAGCAUCUGGAACAGGGGUACCGGGAAAGGCUGAGCCUCCUGCGGUCUGAGGUGGAGGCAGAGCGAGAGCUGUUCUGGGAGCAGGCCCACAGGCAGAGGGCCGCGCUGGAGUGGGACGUGGGGCGCCUGCAGGCUGAGGAGGCUGGCCUUCGCGAGAAGCUGACCCUGGCCCUGAAGGAAAACAGUCGCCUACAGAAGGAGAUUGUGGAAGUGGUGGAAAAGCUUUCGGAUUCAGAGAGGCUGGCCCUGAAGCUGCAGAAGGACCUGGAGUUUGUGCUGAAGGACAAGCUGGAGCCACAGGGUGCAGAGCUCCUGGCCCAGGAGGAGCGGUUCGCAGCAGUCCUGAAGGAAUACGAGCUCAAGUGCCGGGACCUGCAGGACCGCAACGAUGAGCUGCAAGCUGAGCUGGAAGGCCUGUGGGCGCGGCUGCCCGAGAACCGGCACAGCCCCUCCUGGAGCCCGGGUGGGCGCAGACGGCAGCUCUCUGGACUCGGCCCAGCAGGCAUUUCAUUCCUGGGUAAUUCUGCUCCAGUGAGUAUAGAAACGGAGCUGAUGAUGGAGCAGGUAAAGGAGCAUUACCAAGACCUCAGGACCCAGCUGGAGACCAAGGUAAAUUACUACGAAAGGGAAAUUGCAGCACUGAAAAGGAACUUUGAGAAGGAGAGGAAGGACAUGGAGCAGGCUCGCAGGCGCGAGGUCAGCGUGCUAGAGGGUCAGAAGGCAGACCUGGAGGAGCUCCACGAGAAGUCUCAGGAGGUCAUCCGGGGCCUGCAGGAGCAGCUGCAGGACACAGCCCGCGGCCCCGAGCCUGAGCAGAUGGGCCUGGCGCCCUGUUGCACCCAGGCACUGUGUGGCCUGGCCCUGCGGCAUCAGAGCCACCUGCAGCAGAUCAGGAGAGAGGCUGAGGCAGAGCUGAGUGGAGAGCCGUCGGGGCUGGGAGCCCUGCCCGCUCGCAGAGACCUGACCUUGGAGCUGGAGGAGCCGCCGCAGGGACCCCUGCCACGCGGCAGCCGGAGGUCGGAGCAGCUGGAGCUGGAGAGGGCACUGAAGCUGCAGCCGUGUGCGAGCGAGAAGCGCGCCCAGAUGUGCGCAUCGUUGGCCCUCGAGGAGGAGGAGUUGGAGCUUGCCCGCAGGAAGCGAGUGGACGAGCUCUCCCGGGAAGCAGAGAUGCUGCGGGCCCUGCCGAAAGAUGGGCUGGUGGCAGGAAGUGGCCAGGAGGGCGCACGUGGCCUCCUGCCACUGCGUCUGGGCUGUGGGGAGCGGCCACUGGCCUGGCUGGCCCCAGGUGAUGGCGGAGAGUCUGAGGCGGCGGCAGGAGCCAGGCCUCGCCGCAGGCAAGCCCAGGACACAGAAGCCACGCAGAGCCCGGCCCCUGCCCCUGCCCCGGCAUCCCACGGCCCCUCAGAGAGGUGGUCACGCGUGCAGCCCUGUGGGGUGGAUGGGGAUACUGUCCCAGAGGAGCCAGAGCCUUUCGGCACGAGCGCAGCGGGGCUGGAGCAGCCUGGAGCCCGGGAGCUGGCUCUGCUGGGAACAGAGGGAGACGCCUCGCAAACCCAGCCAUGGAUGUGGGAGCCACUCUUGAGGCCGGCCGCUUCGUGCAGGGGACAGGUUGAGAGGCCACAGGCCAUUCAGGAAGAGCGAGCACGAAGCUGGAGCAGGGGCACCCAGGGGCAGGCCUCGGAGCAGCAGGCCCGGGCCGAGGGCGCCCUGGAGCCUGGGUGUCACAAGCACAGCGUGGAGGUCGCCAGGAGAGGGUCCUUGCCAUCCCACCUCCAGCUCGCAGACCCGCGGGGUUCCUGGCAGGAGCAGCUUGCUGCCCCGGAAGAGGGGGAGACCGAAAUAGCGCUGGAGAGAGAGAAGGAUGACAUGGAAACCAAACUUCUACAUCUGGAAGACGUCGUCCGGGCUCUGGAGAAACAUGUAGAUUUGAGAGAGAACGACAGACUGGAGUUCCAUAGACUUUCUGAAGAAAACACUUUGUUGAAAAACGACCUGGGAAAGGUUCGGCAAGAGCUUGAAGCUGCAGAAAGCACUCACGAUGCACAGAGGAAGGAAAUUGAGGUUUUAAAGAAAGACAAGGAAAAGGCCUGCUCUGAGAUGGAGGUGCUCAACAGACAGAAUCAGAACUACAAGGAUCAAUUAUCCCAGCUCAAUGUCAGGGUUCUUCAACUGGGACAGGAGUCUUCUACCCACCAGGCCCUAAACGAGGAGCAUCGUGUGACCAUUCAGCUGUUAACACAGAGCCUGGAAGAGGUGGUACACAGCGGGCAGCAGCAGAGUGACCAAAUCCAGAAAUUUAGAGUUGAACUUGAAUGCCUGAAUCAGGAACAUCAGAGCCUGCAGCUGCCACAGUCAGAGCUGACCCAGACCCUUGAGGAACGUCAAGGCCAGGUGCAGGGAGCUCACCUGAGGCUGAGGCAGGCCCAGGCCCAACACUUGCAGGAGGUCCGGCAGCUGCAGGACUGUGUGGCCGAGCUGCAGCACCUGCUCAGCCUUCAGGGAGAGCAGGCCGGGAGGCGCCUGGAUGCACAGCGGGAAGAACAUGAGAAACAGCUGAAAGCUACAGAAGAGCGGGUGGAAGAGGCGGAGAUGAUUCUGAAGAAUAUGGAAAUGCUCCUCCAAGAGAAAGUGGAUAAGCUGAAGGAACAGUUUGAAAAGAACACGAAGUCCAACCUGCUGCUGAAGGAGCUGUACGUGGAGAACGCCCACCUGGUGAGAGCACUUCAGGCCACCGAGGAGAAGCAGCGAGGCGCCGAGAAACAAAGCCGCGUCUUGGAAGAAAAAGUUCGCGCUCUCAACAAACUCGUCAGUAGGAUUGCCCCCGCAGCCCUCUCUGUGUAAAGACGGAUUAUUUUCUAGGAUUCAUUCGAAAGCACAUCUUUUAAAUUAAGCCACUGUGCUGCCUGAGUUUUCCGUGGGUCAUGAGCCAUGAGUCCUGGGACAUCUGAGGAUUGGCAUUCUUUGUUCACCCCCCAGAUAGUUAAUGAAUGGUCUGCCCUGGGCAAGAUGGGAGUGGGGGGCUGGAGGAAUAUGCAUGUUGCAAAAGCCUGUGUUUUUAUUAGCGGUCCUGAGUAAUUUCCCUUGGCAAAAUUCCCAGUUUUGCCACUUGUUGGAGCCAGAUUCUGGGAACUGUCAGCAAGGAGCGGGUAAGUGAGCAGUUAAGGACAGCACUUUCCAUGUGGUACUUCUGACCCUGGCUGUCAGAUUGAAAUGUAAAGUCAGGGCUCUGUACAGUUUUGCCAUUUCACUGUUCUGCUUUGAGCUUAGGUUAUUAGAACUCUUGGUGGAGGGUGCGUACACACAUUCCAGAAAAGGCUUCACUCGCUGGGAACGUCAACCCAGCGAGAAAGGAGGGGAAGCCCCUUCUCCAGGGACCUUAUCUGUGGACUCAGGGAUGAUGGUGUUUAUUGCAAAUGCACAAUCUUUUUCCCAUUGAAAUGUCAUCACACUGGAAAUUGUACUAUAUGUAAAAAAAAAAAGUAUAGUUUUAUAUUUGAAAUAUAUACAAAUUAUGGCCAUAUGGCUGAUUGGAAUGUACUACUGUAAUAUAAAAAGUCACUGUAUUUGCAAUAAAUUCUUUUCUAUUAAAA